AGCCUCGGCCGCAGGCAGCGUCCCUUCUCCAUGACAACACAGGGGCGGGAUCACUUCCGGGAAUGGGGAAGAAGCGAAAGUCAAUCACCGGAAGGGAUUUGGCCGGUACGGCAGAGACGAAGGGACAAACUACCUCAAGGCCUGGGCGUUUGCUUGCCUCCUAGCAACCCGCGGCGGGAACUUCAGGGUGAACAGUGCUAGGUCAACAGAAGAAUUCUUCAGUCAACCUAGCUACCAACUCUGGGACAGGUGGAUUAACUACAAUACAGUGAUAGGCAAACCCCUUCUGGCACUGGAGUGACACUCCUAGGGAGCGUGUGACACUGUAGUCAAGAGGCAGAGCACCUUUCAGUGAUAGGGAAUGGAAGUGACCAGGUACCAAUUCUCCAGGACAACCAACAACUCUGAGGAAAGGGUUCUAGCUCAUUUCAGUAACAUACUGCUAGUGCUGGACGAGAUGCCAAACUUCCCUGAGGAGCUCCAAGGGGCAAAGAAAGGGAUUCUGUAUCUCACACAGUACAAAAUGAUAUUCCAGCACAAGGACAAGGGCUCCACGACCAUCCGCUUUCCACUUCAGCUCCUGGGGGACUGUAUGAUAGGGGAGGAGCUGAGCUCCAGACAGCAAUAUAUCAAAGGGACUAUUACUUCCAGUCAAGGUGUUCUCACCUUCAAAUUCAUCUUCCUGUAUGAAGCCACUGAUUGCCUGAAUAUGAUCAAAACCCUGUCUUCAGCAGAUACAUUAAGAGAGGCUGCUAAUCUUCAGGACUAUCCAACAGCCUCCAUCUACACCUACGCCCACCCAUCAGCACCUCGGGUUCCCCGUUUGCUCAACACACUUCCAUAUUGGCCACCCCCCUAUCCUGGCCCGCCAGAGUUACCCCCACCCUACUCUGAAGUGGAGUCAACAAGCCCAAGAGAGAGCCAAGGGGGCUGCUGCUGCCACUGCAGGGCCCUGAGAACCCAAGAACAGACAGACAGGCAGAACUGAGGAGCCAGCCCAGAAAUAUUCCAUGGAGCUGGGACCAUGCAUCCCUGUGGACUAUUAAAUUAGAAUUGAUUCCUGGCCUCUGAUGGAUUUUCAGUCAUUCUUCUCCAUUCAGCCAGGCAGGAAGGGGGAACAUAGGUAUCAAGAAAUUCUUUAGUGCUCACCAUUUUGAAGCACACAGUGUGUGUAGGAGGUGAUCAUAGAACAAGGUGUUAUAAUACUGGACUGGAAGACAGAUCUAAUCUCAGCUGUGCUGGGGGGAGGGAUAGCUCAGUGGUUUGAGCAUUGGCCUGCUAAACCCAGGGUUGUGAGGGAGCCAUUUAGGGAUCUGGGGCAAAAAUCAGUGUGGGGAUUGGUCCUGCUUUGAGCAGGGGGUUGGACUAGAUGACCUCCUGAGGUCUCUUCCAACCCUGAUAUUCUAUGUGCCUUGGACAAGUCACUGUGUCUCAGUGUCCCCACCAAUAAAAUGGAAAUAAUGAUAGUGACUGCAGAGGAGGAUUGUAAGACUCAAUGAAUGUAUGUAAAUUGCAUUGAGAUUCUUGGGUAGAAAGCACUAGAGAAAAGCCAGGCAUCAUUACUACAAAUUUUAGUUGCUUAUAAAUGAACAGAUUUUGAGGGGAAGGGAUGGUGGCAUACAGUUGUGGGUGCUUCAAAGCUCUGAUACCCAGGCCAAGUAAUCAACAGAACCUCUUCUGUCAUAAGAGGUACUUCACUACAGUACAGUGAGCCCUCUAAUAAAUGACCACCCCGGGGCCAGCAAAAAUCAGUUGCCUUGAAGAGAAAGGGCCAGAUUCUCCAGUCUUCAAAGGUGACUUUGCACCAUAUAAGUGGCACAAGGCAGCCAGAGCUGGCCAGUGGAGGAUUAUCCCUGCGAAGGGGAACUCUCCACUGGUGAAUAGUGAAUGGAGGCUGCCCUGCUGCCUCCUGUGUCAGCUGUUGCCCCCGGCGUCCCAACACAUGGGGAUUGAGGGUAUAUGUAAGGGACAAGGUGUGGCCAGGAGGCUCCACUAUGCCCAGUCUUCUACGAGUGUAAACUAGGGUUGCCCCUGAAUCAGAGAGAUGCAACACAGGGUGUUUAAAUAAAGAUUGAACAAAAUGAUGCUAGAAACCUUAGGCAUAUCGUUAAGUGGUCCCUGUAGACAGGAAGUAGCCAGCUGCAUCUGAAGUGGGUUUUUUACCCACAAAAGCUUAUGUCCAGAUAAAUCUGUUAGUCUUUAAGGUGCCACCGGACUCUCAGUUGGAGGUUGUACUUAGUGCAGGUUACAUAAUUUAUUAUGUAUUAUUCUUUAAACGCUGGUGCCCCAGAUAUCAGAUUGAAAGCCCCUCUAUGCACCACAUAGGUACAGAAGAGGCAGUGACCAUGCAGUCUUUCCCAUAUUCUAUGCCUGCCCUGGAGGGAUCAUCUCUCGGGGCAUUACUAACACACAGGGAGACUGUAGCUUUGUUUGUUUCAGAGUGAGGGAGGCUCACAAUUAUUCUGUAAGUGUUAUUAGUUCAGCAUCCCUGGUCUCUCUACAACUUAAUGCCAGCUGUAUGGGGGAGGUGGACACUCACCAGAAAUGAGAGGCCUGAGAGCACUAACUCAUUUCUCAAGUACCCACCAGCCAUUAAUGACUUUUAGUCACUAACAAAUCUUGGCCAACUGGCAAAUUCCAGGUGAUCUUUGUCACUGCUGUAAAGGAAACCUCCCCUGGGGAAAUCUUCUCCUCAGGGAUGAGUUCUCAGCGGUGCCCAAGACAAUGCGCUUGUUUGAAAUCUGUGAGAGAACAUAUGGGAAGUUGACUGCUGAUUGGCUGCUAUGGGGCGGGAAUGAUUUAUAAUUGUUUAAAUAGGAUUGAAAACCUCUGUAAUAUUUUGCUGCUUUUCCUAAUACCAUUACAGCCCUCUCCAUAGCAACCAGUUGAGACAUCAUAGACUUUGUUCCUGGCCUGAGAGGUUAGCUAUGAGGACUAAAAUUGUGAUCUGGGGGCAGGCAGGGCACAGCAGUGUGGAUGGCUAAGCUAAUGAAAAACAUUAACAAUGCUGGCCAUGCUGGAAGAAGGAUAAAGUAUCUAAGAAAGCAAGAAUUAAAUAAAAAGAAGAACAUCCGAAGAAGUGGGCUGUAGUCCACGAAAGCUUAUGCUCUAAUAAAUUUGUUAGUCUCUAAGGUGCGACAAGUACUCCUGUUCUUCUUUUUGCGGAUGCAGACUAACACGGCUGCUACUCUGAAACCUGUCAAGAAUUAAAUGAAGAGCAAAAAAAAAUCAACUCAGUGGUAUUUACUUGGCAGAACAAUUUAAAAGUUUAAAUGUAAAGAUCAGUGGAAAGAAUGUGUAUUGAACUUCACAGCUGUCAGUUAGGCUGGCCACCACAGCAAUGUAGAACUUGAUGGCCACAGCAGGGAGAGAACUCAGAUUCUCCUGCUCCAAGAUCGACUUUUGUUUGAGCUAAAGGAGACUCUCUAUUACAUGACAGCAGUACAGGGUCUAUGAUGCAGAGUGGACACUUCUGAUUCCAGCCUGUGAUGCCCUGGCCAGCUCAUUGUGGUAUUUUGUUCUAUUUUUUUAUUAGGAUCAACUAAUAAAUUAUUUGAUUAUUAUUAAUAAAAAUACCUAGCUCUUAUCUAGUGCUUUCGUAAGUAGCUCUCAAAAUGCUUUACAAUGGAUAUUAUCCCUAUUUUGCAGAUGGGGAAACUGAGGUACAGAGAGAUGAUGUAACUUGCCCAAGGUCGCACAUCAGGCCAUUAGCAGAGCUGGGAAUAGAAUCCAGGUCUUGAGUCCCAGCCCAUUGCUCUAUCCACCAGGCCCAGCUGGCUCUCUCAGUUAAACAAACACUGAUUUUGCCUGGGGGCAGACAGGCACCUAAUGCUUUAUAUUCCAAAGUGGGAACUGGUACUGGUUUCUCACUGGGAGGGCUGCAAAUAAGGCCGGGGGUAAGGUCAACAUUGACUAACGCGGUGCCAGGAUACUGUCAUCAGUCAAAGAAGUAAAUUAUGUCUCUCAUGAAAAAUAAACACAAAACAAAUUUCA
Messenger RNA from Chrysemys picta bellii (western painted turtle), 3993 nucleotides. The record is from RefSeq and is a predicted model, not a curated record. Lineage: Eukaryota; Metazoa; Chordata; Testudines; Emydidae.